AUGUCCGAUAUUCUCGAGCAUCAGGACAACGAGAAGCAGUCCGAUGGCGACACAGUCACCGGACACUUCAUCCAGAAGCAGUCUAUCCCAAAGCGGCUGGUCAAGGCAGUCGGGGCGAAUGCGAAGCAAGGCAAUCUCGGCCGAUAUCAUCUCAACGAAGCAAACGGGGAGACUCAGACAACUGAUUCGCACAGUGCUACCCUUUCGACCACGUACUCAGACUAG
Dichomitus squalens LYAD-421 SS1 is the source of this 225-nucleotide messenger RNA. RefSeq lists its product as uncharacterized. The transcript has 2 exons. The coding region runs from base 1 to 225 and encodes 74 amino acids. NCBI's taxonomy places the organism in Eukaryota, Fungi, Basidiomycota, Agaricomycetes, Polyporales, Polyporaceae. The record is from RefSeq and is a predicted model, not a curated record.